AUGACACUUAUUACAUUCAAGAAUUUUCGUGGCAAAAAAUCAACAACCAAGUCGGGCCGUCAAUACCGAUUUAUUGUCAAAAAGAAAAGGAAAGAAAUGGCGAAACGAGGCACAUUGUCCGGUGACUAUACAGUGCCGGCUGCAUAUUAUGAACACAUGCCAGUUAUGGACAGCGACCCUGACGAAACCAAUGGAAUCGUUCGUUUCCUUCGCGACGAAAUAUUCGCUCCCAGUAAACGCCGAGGGAAUUUGGAAACUGCCAUGUCUAUCAUAGUGUUUGCCGGAGCCGUCGCUCUCUUGAGAAAUUAUGGAGAACUUUUGGCGGUGUAG
Paraglomus occultum is the source of this 330-nucleotide messenger RNA. The record is from the annotation of a GenBank genome assembly. Lineage: Eukaryota; Fungi; Glomeromycota; Glomeromycetes; Paraglomerales; Paraglomeraceae.